This is a messenger RNA of Suillus subaureus, 915 nucleotides long. RefSeq lists its product as uncharacterized. Bases 161 to 754 code for a protein of 197 amino acids. The record is from RefSeq and is a predicted model, not a curated record. The transcript has 4 exons. Lineage: Eukaryota; Fungi; Basidiomycota; Agaricomycetes; Boletales; Suillaceae.
GACGAUCCUCUUCGCGGGGUUCUUCGUGGGCGAUGGGCAUAUACACGUAAGCCACGAGGUGAUGGACGCUUCGAUAUUCUUACAUAAGAGUCUGUUCGAGAUGUGGCACGGUACAGGGGUUUUUCCCGUCUUUUGCGUUCUAUAAGCCCUCCCAUCUACUAUGUCCUCUGGUACAGAGUCAAGAAGGCGCGAAGGCGCCAAUGCAAGGCGCACGCCCACUAGCACUGGCACUGGCACACCACCUCCCGUCGACGACACGCCCCUCGCCGCCUUUUUCGCUCAGUUCGCGUCAUUCUCCUUCAACGCCAACCAGUCCUCAGGCAAGAACUUCGAUCGCCUUGUCAGGGUCAUAAAAUGUGGCCCCCAAGAUCCGGAGAGGCGUGAAGUACGAGAGGGAUUCAAAGACGCGCUCAAUCUGUGCCGUGUACUGCGAAUCGUUCCUGUUCCAGAUUCAAUCGAGGAGUGUCGCCUGCGCGUUUGGGACACGCAUGUCAAUCUUGUAGACCUUGUUGACUCAGCGAGAACUGGGAUGCCUGUAAAGCUGUUUGCAUCUCUGGGAGAGUUGACAGCAUAUACUCUCCGGAAGCCGAAGAAAUUCUUUCCGAAGGAGAAUGCGUAUCAAGGCGGGUUGCUGAAGGAGUUGCUGAGGGAGAUAAUAAAUCCUUACUUCGGGAAACGCAGGAACGGGAGUGCGAAGAGAAAAGAAAGAAGGAAGAAACAGAAGACCGCAAGGACAGCAGCAGGAGGCGACUGAACGCCUGUUCAGUGGCAAAACUGGCUGGAAUUGUCCCUUUGAACUCGUUUUGCAACAUUCACUUUUACUACAUUCUCUGUACCAGUAGCAUACGCAUUAUGACCUGUCAACACCCUGUAAUACUUAUUUCGCAGAUAGAACUUGCGAAGCAUCAAAUAUGU